Messenger RNA from Colius striatus (speckled mousebird), 705 nucleotides. RefSeq names its product DNA-(apurinic or apyrimidinic site) endonuclease-like. The transcript is spliced from 4 exons. Lineage: Eukaryota; Metazoa; Chordata; Aves; Coliiformes; Coliidae. The record is from RefSeq and is a predicted model, not a curated record. Bases 1 to 705 code for a protein of 234 amino acids. Gene Ontology annotation, cellular component: nucleus. Gene Ontology annotation, molecular function: double-stranded DNA 3'-5' DNA exonuclease activity; DNA binding; DNA-(apurinic or apyrimidinic site) endonuclease activity. Gene Ontology annotation, biological process: base-excision repair.
AUGAGGCCAAAAUGGGCCAAAAUGAGCCCAAAAUGGUGGGUCCAGGCCGAUGCCCCCGACGUCCUUUGCCCCCAGGAGACCAAAUGUGGGGCCGAGUCGGUGCCAGAGGAGCUGCGGAGCCUCGGGGCCUUCCCUCACCAGCACAGCCCCAGCGACCGGCCCAGCUACAGCGGCGUGGGGCUGCUCAGCAGGACCAAACCCCUGGCUGUCACCUAUGGCAUGGGUGACCCCGAGCUGGAUGCCGAGGGCCACGUGCUGACGGCCGAGUUCCCUGCCCUGCGCGUCGUUUGCAUCUACGCCUGGGACGAGCGCUUCCGCUCCUUCGUGUCCCAGCUGGACCGGUCCAAACCGGUCGCCAUCUGCGGCGACCUCAACGUCGCCCACCAGUCCUUGGACCUGAGGAACCCGUCGGGGAACAAGAGGAGCCCCGGGUACACGCGGGAGGAGAGGGAGGCGUUCGGGGAGCUGCUGGGGGCGGGCUUCCUCGACAGCUUCCGGGUGUUUAACCCCUUGCUGCCCAACGCCUUCACCUUCUGGACCUACCUGAGCGGGGCCAGGGCCAGGAACAUGGGCUGGAGGCUGGAUUACUGCCUGUGGUCCCAGAGGGGCCGGAAGGAUCUGUGCGACAGCAGGAUCGAGCAGCGGGCCCAGGGCAGCGACCACUGUCCCGUGGGGAUCUAUCUGGCGCUGGAGGGGGCAGGCUGA